Molecule: messenger RNA, 1708 nt
Organism: Aphis gossypii (cotton aphid)
Lineage: Eukaryota; Metazoa; Arthropoda; Insecta; Hemiptera; Aphididae
Product: annexin B9-like
Exons: 10
Coding region: 236-1201 (321 amino acids)
Cellular component (GO): cytoplasm
Molecular function (GO): calcium-dependent phospholipid binding; calcium ion binding
Source: RefSeq, a predicted model, not a curated record
UAAGCAGUCUGUCUGGCACCGUUGCGGGCGAACGAUCUCACAAUACAAGAUAAUAAUAUUAUUAUAUUCUAAAGGGUUUGCCGUAGUGUACAUAAACGCCGUGUUAGUGUUAUUCUCGGGACUGACUGUUUUAUCGUUGUAUACUUGUACGAUUAGACUGACUCACACGUAUACCAAAAACGAAACAUUCAAAUAAAUAGAACACCAUCGACGAAACUAACCACCUGAUAUCAUCAUGACCUACUAUACGACUAGGUGCACUCCCACGGUCCGUCCGGCAGCCGAUUUCGAUGCCGAAGCCGACGCAGCCGUACUAAGGAAAGCCAUGAAAGGAUUCGGUACUGACGAACAAGCCAUUAUCGAUGUGCUAGCAAGACGGUCCAACACUCAGAGACAGGAGAUCAAAGAAGCUUUCAAGACACUCUAUGGAAAGGAAUUAAUCGACGAUCUGAAGAGCGAACUCGGUGGGAACUUCGAGAACGCCAUUGUCGCUCUGAUGACCCCGCUCCCAGAGUUUUACGCCAAGGAGUUGAAAGACGCAAUCAGUGGCGUGGGCACCGACGAAGAAGCCAUUGCCGAAAUCUUAGGCACGCUCAGCAAUUUUGGGGUCCGGACAAUUUCCGCUGUCUACGAAAAGCUGUACGGAAACUCGUUGGAAGAUGAUUUGAAAUCCGACACUUCUGGAUCUUUCCAGAGAUUGUUGGUAUCUUUGUGCUGUGCCAAUCGUGAUGAAGAUGUGGAAGUUGAUCGUAGCGCCGCGGUUGCGGAUGCGCAGGCUCUUAUCGACGCAGGUGAAGCUCAGUGGGGUACGGAUGAGUCAACAUUCAACUCGAUUUUGGCUUCUCGUUCUUAUCCACAACUUAGAGCCAUCUUUGAAGAGUACGAAAACCUCUCUGGCAAGGACAUCGUAGAGACAAUCAAGAGUGAAACUUCCGGUGCUCUGGAACACGGUUUCUUGACCAUUGUGAAAAGUGCCAAGAAAAAGAGCGACUACUAUGCCGACCAGUUGGAAGCAUCAAUGGCAGGUUUUGGCACUAGCGACCGUCAGCUGAUUAGGAUCAUCGUAGGCAGAUCUGAAAUCGAUUUGGGGGACAUUAAACAGUCCUACGAGAAAAUUUACGGUACUCCGUUGGCCGACAGAAUCGCCAGCGAUUGUGGUUCAGAUUACAAAAAUUUGCUUAUCACACUUGUGUCGCAAUAAUGCUUUUAAAAAAGAAAGCUAUUUCAUACUACCGUCAUCGUGGACGCGCACAGAUUACUUUACUGACUAUAGUAAUACAACAACAACAACAACAACAACAACUGCAACUAUUAAACUAUUACGUGCUGUAGUAGAUAUUUAUGUGUCACAAAUUAAUUUCUUAAAUUGUCUUUUAAUAUAAACACAAUGUAAUAGAUAAAAUUAUUUUUUUUAAUUAAUUCAUAUUAUGUCCACUGUUAAAUUUUUGAAUACAGUUAUAAAAAAUUCGAUUUUUUUCACGUCGUCGUUGAGAGAGAUAGAGAAAGAUAAUUUACACACUUUUAGAACACUAUAUUUGAUAUAAUAAAAUAUUGUUUUAAAUUUUAAUAUAUAUUUAUAUUAUAAUGUAUUGUUAACCGUGAAUUAUUAAUCAGAAAUAUUUUCCUAACUAUUAUUAUUAUAAAUUAAUAUAUAUUAUAUUUAGUUUAAUAAAAUGAUCGCUAAAUAAAAAUUUUGUUUUUGCGUUAA